UAUUUUCUUUUUCAAUAAAAAAAUUGAUAAAUAAACUAUUGAAUGGUAUCGGAUGCUAAACUGAAUAGGUUGUUACUAACAUACAAUUAUCGCGGAGAAGUACAUAUAUGUGAAAAAGUUAGUAGAACUUUGUGGUGCUAAUCCGUUCUUGGGUAAUCAGCAAUAUUCUGCCGUGUAUCAGCUUCGCUCAGACGCUUAAAUAACGAUAAACGUAACGUGAACGAUGGAUCAUCAGAUAUUUAAAAUAUACAAUCAGGAAGACUUUAACAGAAUUACAAGAGGAAUUAAAGUGGCACAAUGUAUGCAAUCGCGAUCGUCAUCUGUUUCAGAAAGUGAAAGAAUGCUAGGUCAACUUGAUGAUUUAGUUGUAUCUGAUUCCUUAAGUUGUUCAUUUUGCAACACUGUAUUCGAAAAUAAGACGCAGCAAAGACUUCACUAUAAAUUAGAUUGGCAUCGGUACAAUUUAAAACAGCGUUUAAAUGGAUUGAAACCUAUUAAUGAAGAUAAAUUUAGUCUUUUAGCUGAUGAAGGCAAUGUUUCAAGCUUAUCUGGAAGUGAUGUAGAUUCCGAAAAUGAAGAUGAGACCUCGGAAGCAGGGAGUGGACAUUGUGAAACUAAAACCUUGAUUAAAAACAAGAAAAUUGAAAAAAAAGGGAAAAAUAUAGAAUCAGUUUCUGAUAGUUCUGACACAGAAUAUUCUGAUGAUAUCAUCAAAGAGAAGAAAGUUGAGGCUUUAUUGGUUACUGCUAGUCGUCAUUCAAAAGUCUUUUUUGAAAAUGAUGAUGGAAAUAUAUUUAGUAUAUACAGGUGUUUACUUCACAACAAGAAGGAUAUUCCAGAGGUAGACAAUGAUAUGAUCACUCAGGCAUUGAACCGUGGAAAAGAAACAACAUGGACUGUCAUCAUGAUUGGCGGAGGACAUUUUGCUGCAGCUGUGUUUCAAAAUGGGGAACCUAUCGUGCACAAAACAUUUCAUUCUUAUACCGUACGUGCAAAACAAGGUUUUGCUCAAAGUUCACGUACAGCAACUAAUCAUGCAAAGAGUGCUGGAGCUAGUUUGCGUCGUUAUAACGAAGCAUCGCUUCUUCAGCAUGUGCAAGAUAUACUUGAAUCAUGGUCAUCUCAUAUCAAUAAUUCCUCUUUAAUUUUAUAUAGAGCGGUUGGUCCGUAUAAUCGUACUGUGUUAUUUGGAGGCAAAAAUCCACCUUUAGAUAAGAAUGACUUAAGAUUAAGACCGCUACCUUUCCCUACUCGUAGAGCAACAUUUAGCGAAGUUAAAAGAGUGUAUGAUGUUUUAAGUUCCAUGGAAAUUUAUGGUUCUGCAUCUGAUUUUACAGACUCUUUCCCUAUUUCACCACGUCAACCUCUUAGGAAAAAAGUUUCAAAAACUGAUGGAUCUGGCGAAAUCUUAGUUGAAAAUGUAGAAUGUAAUGCUAUCAAUAGCACGUGUAAUUUACAAGAUAGCGAUAAGAAUAAAGUUUCUGUUCAACCAUCUCCCGAAAGACAACAUAAAAAUUCUCGGUCCCACAUAGAUAGAGCAAAACCAAGAAAAAGUCCAUGUCGUCCUUUACCCGACAUUGUUGCCAGGUUAGCACAAUCAUCUUCAGAAUCAGAAUUGGAUAGUCAAAUAAGCACUCCUAAUAUUCCAAUGGAUGUUUCAUUAAUUGAACAGGAAUUAGAAAUAGAAUUUAAUGAAAAUUUACUCGCUUUUCAAGAUACUGUGCCAAGAUACAUGAAGAAUAAAAAAAUUCGUCGUCAAAGAAAGAAGACUAAGAAAGAUGAAUGCGUAUUAAACGAAACGUUAACCAAUGCUAAAGUUAAACUAUGGUCUGCAUGUAAAUUAGGUGACGAUGAAUUAUUGUCAUCUGUUAUUAAUGAUUUGUUGAUUGAAGUAAAAAAGAGUGUAGAAUUAGAAAAUAAAUUAGAAAAUGAGGAAGAUGUGACUGUAAGUUGUAAUACAGUUAUAAACAAAGAUGAUGUGACGAAGUUGGUAAAUGAUCCUAAUGAAGAUGGUAAUACAAUGUUACAUGUAGCAGCGUUGGGUGGACACCUAAAAUUAGUAUGGCAAUUAAUGGAAAUUGGAUCAGAUCCUUGUAAUAAAAAUAAGAAGCUACAAACACCAUACGCUGCGGCAAAUGAUAAGGAAACCAGGAAUAUUUUCAGAAGAUUUAUGGGUGCUAAUCCUGACAAAUUCAAUUAUAACAAAUCUCAAAUACCUGGCCCGCUUACUGACGAAAUAGAACAAGAAGAAUUAGAAAAAAAGAAACAACAAAGAAAAGUAAAACGGGAAAAGGAUAGAGUGAAGAGAAAAGAAUUUGAACUGAAAAAGCGAGAAGAAGAUGCAAAGCAAAGAUACCUAAAUCUCAGCGACAGGGAAAAGAGAGCUUUGGCUGCAGAACAACGUAUUCUAGAACAAGGCUGCAUUAUAAUUUCACGAUGUUUUCAAUGUGGUGUAGAUAUGGCAGGUCAGGUUCCUUUUGAGUAUAAUUCCAAUCGUUUCUGUUCUAUGCCGUGUUUAAAGGAACAUCGCCUUCGCAACAAAGUUGUGAUCUGAUGACAUUUUAUGUUCAAAACUAUAAAUUGCUUAUGUUUUCAUGACGUAGCCUUAAUUUUUGGUCAGAUGUAGAUUAUGAUAAUAUAUUUAUCACGAAGCUAGAUUUAAAUGUAUAAUUUUUUCAUUAAUGAAGUGAGUAUUCAAUUAUUAUAAUAUAAUGAUUAAAAUUUUGACAUUCAAGAUAAUAUGGAUAUAUAAAUUUAAGAUACUUUACGUUACCUACAAUACCUGUGAUGCAUAUUUAUUUGUGUCAAUUGGGUAAAAUUUCUUGCAUGUAUUUUUCAAGUUUUGGGAAGAAACUAUAAAAUGUGGCUUGAUGUAUGUACAUACAGGAAUUUUUAUAAUACAUACAUUUUGGCAGAAAUAUGCUGAAGUAUUUCAGAAUUUCUUUCAUUCAUUUUUUCUUUUUUUUUUUUUGAAAAUAUUAACUUUGUGAAAGAUAAGGCUGCACCCAUAUUUGUUACAAAUUAAAUACAUUUUAUAUACUUUUCACUUUGGUGGUUACAUCUUCAGUAUAACAUCUUUAAUCAUAAUAUUAAAUGACAUACAUAAAGAACUAACACUUUUAUGUUCACGAUAAACAAUAACUAAGUUGCACACUCAUGACCGCAAUAUUACAUUCACGCCGAGUUUACGAUAUUAUAACAUUACAUCGAUUACGUUUUACUGUUAUAAUAUCAUAACAUUGUAAUAUAUAUCAAUAUAUAUGUAACGUUCAUGCGAAAAACGAGCCUUUUGUGUUAUUUUUAUAAGGUUUAAAUUUCGUUAACAGGAAUUUGAGACGGUAUUCACACGUGAAUCUCAUUGAUGACUAGUAUAGAAAAAAAAAAUAUAUAUAUAUAUAUAAAUUUUCCAACACCCAUACUAAAAUCAUGGGAAUUUAAUGUCGGUGGUUUAUUGACGAGAAAAUGUACAUUUCGUACGGUUUAUGGUAUCUGAGGUGUUAAUAGUAGCUAGAACAUGUUUUCAUUGACCUUUCAUUCACAGCAGUAAGCGUUACAAACGUUUUAUAUUUCAAACACGAAUAACAAUAAAAAUAAAA
Molecule: messenger RNA, 3596 nt
Organism: Frieseomelitta varia
Lineage: Eukaryota; Metazoa; Arthropoda; Insecta; Hymenoptera; Apidae
Product: ankyrin repeat and zinc finger domain-containing protein 1-like
Exons: 13
Coding region: 224-2554 (776 amino acids)
Molecular function (GO): protein binding
Source: RefSeq, a predicted model, not a curated record